ACGGCUUAUCCAUAUCCAUUUGUUCCAGGCUCGAGCACUCCGUUCUCCCGGGUCUCCGGUGCUGCUCCCGCCGCAGCCGGACACCCGAACGCGAAGCUCCAACUCUCCAAUGCUCCCCUCGUCUCGUUACCUCCUCGCCCCGGCCCCACUUCCCGCCAUGGUGGUACGGCCACCGCCGCCGCAUCCACCGAGCCGCGGAACUUCCCCUCUCGCUCGGCCACCAUUGUGCCGCGCCAUGGCGCGGGCCGCCCCCUCGCUCUCUGCCGCGGCCUCGACGGCUGCCUCCUCCUCGACGACUCCUGCCAAGAAGAAGGUUCUCUUGCCCAUCGCCAUGGGCACGGAGGAGAUGGAGGCAGUCAUCCUUGCCGGUGUACUCCGCCGAGCCGGCGCCGACGUGACGCUGGCAUCCGUGGAGGACGGCCUCGAGGUGGAGGCCUCGCGUGGCUCCCACAUCGUUGCUGACAAGCGCAUUGCCGCUUGUGCAGACCAGGUGUUCGACCUCGUGGCUCUCCCGGGUGGAAUGCCUGGUUCAGUGCGGUUGAGAGACAGUGUGAUCCUUCAGAGGAUCACAGUUAGACAGGCUGAGGAAAAAAGAUUGUAUGGUGCUAUAUGUGCUGCACCAGCUGUUGUUCUCAUGCCGUGGGGCCUCCACAAGAGAAAAAAGAUCACUUGUCACCCAUCCUUUAUAGAAGAUCUCCCAACAUUCCGAACUGUUGAAUCAAAUGUUCAGGUGUCUGGAGAGCUAACAACAAGCCGUGGACCAGGGACAGCAUUUCAGUUUGCUUUAUCAUUUGUAGAGCAGUUGUUUGGGCCUUGUAAAGCUGAAGAUAUGGACAACACUUUGUUGACAAAGGUUGACGAUAAUCUUGAAAGAAGUAUUGAAGUCAACGAAAUUGAGUGGUCUUCUGAUCACAAUCCUCAUGUUCUCAUUCCAAUUGCAAAUGGUUCAGAAGAGAUGGAGAUAAUAAUGUUGACGGAUGUUUUACGGCGAGCAAAUGUAAAUGUGGUGUUGGCAUCAGUUGAAAAAUCAACAAGUAUUGUCGGGUCCCAAAGGAUGAGGAUUGUUGCUGAUAAAUGCAUUUCAGAUGCUUCUGCCUUAGAAUAUGAUCUAAUUAUCCUUCCUGGAGGACCUGCCGGAGCUGAGAGACUGCACAAGUCCAGUGUUCUUAAGAAAUUACUCAAGGAACAAAAGCAAACAGGCAGGAUGUAUGGUGGGAUCUGUUCUUCUCCUGUGAUCUUGCAGAAGCAGGGUUUACUCCAGGAUAAAACAGUGACAGCUCAUCCUUCCAUAGUCAAUCAGCUCACGUGUGAAGUUAUUGAUCGAUCAAAGGUUGUGAUUGAUGGAAAUUUGAUUACCGGGAUGGGGCUUGGGACGGUCAUUGAUUUUUCGCUGGCUAUUAUUAAAAAAUUCUUUGGCCAUGGACGAGCCAAAGGCGUGGCAAAUGGCAUGGUUUUUGAGUAUCCCAAGAGCUGAAACACCUAAAAUAUAUCUGGCACUCUGUAAUACGCAGACGUGAGACAUUUAGUUGUGCUACAAGUAUAUUGCAGUAGCUACGCUUGAGACAAAGGUCACCGGUGCUCUUCGUCUUGCUGUUUUAUGGGCCUUCAACUCUUCUUGAGACAACAACAUAUUCCUCUGUUGCGUCAUUGGACAUCUGGACGGAAAUCAUUCCACUAUAUUUGUUGGGAUGGACCAUUUACAUUGAGAAGAUUCGGUGGAGGUCAAUUCAUCUCGAUAUGAUCUGUUGGCACAUUACGACACAGGUUGAUUACUAACUGGAUCUAAAUAUUGCAACUGAUCAAGUGAUGAUAACCUUCUGCUUGACGGAUGCGCUUUUAGAAGAAACCCAUCAUGUUCAGUGGGGCUUCCAAGGACCUGAAGCCCUUUUGAUGUUGCUCUUAUGCCCAGCUAUCCAAUCUGAUAGUAGAGACUUCCAGCCUGCGACAAACCAAUUUAGCUUCAAAAUUCAGAUCUUUUUUCAGCAAUUUUGUUGCCUGAAUUCUGAAGUUAACUGGCAAUGUAGUACAAUGGAUUCCCUCAAUUUGCUCGAUAGUUGAUCAGAUAAUUUGCUCGAUAGUUGAUCAAAUAUUUGUUGCAACAAACAUGCUCACAUAGCGUAUCCACUUCCUUUUUUGCCCCGUUA
Messenger RNA from Oryza sativa Japonica Group (Japanese rice), 2144 nucleotides. RefSeq names its product protein DJ-1 homolog C. NCBI's taxonomy places the organism in Eukaryota, Viridiplantae, Streptophyta, Magnoliopsida, Poales, Poaceae. Gene Ontology annotation, cellular component: cytoplasm. Gene Ontology annotation, biological process: glyoxal metabolic process. The record is from RefSeq and is a predicted model, not a curated record.